Messenger RNA from Abrus precatorius (Indian licorice), 477 nucleotides. RefSeq lists its product as uncharacterized. The transcript is spliced from 2 exons. The record is from RefSeq and is a predicted model, not a curated record. NCBI's taxonomy places the organism in Eukaryota, Viridiplantae, Streptophyta, Magnoliopsida, Fabales, Fabaceae. The coding region runs from base 1 to 477 and encodes 158 amino acids.
AUGGUUGAUUAUGAGGAUUUGGAGAUUGUUGUUGGGGAUGGAACUGCUACACCAUAUCACUAUGAACUACCUUAUCAGCAUCCAUCACCUUGCCUAAGCAUUUCACCACCUCAACCCCCUUUAGGCUUAGAGGUUCCCACUAAAAAACCAAUUAAUCAUAAGCAGAGUAGGUCCAAGUAUGGAGAGAGUUCUAACUCAGUUGGGAACAACAGUCAAGACAAAGUUCUAGAAAAUCUAUCUGUUGGCAUUGAGAUUAUAGCCAUCAAUUUUGAAAAAUUGUCUAACUUGAUGGAGAAAAGAGAAAGAUACAAAGAGGCAAAGGAAAAUAUUUGGAGUGCUAUAAAAGAGAUCUCAAAUUUGGAUGAUCAAACUCGCUACAUGGCAACUGAUUUUCCUGAUACUAAUGCAAAGAAAGACUUUUUCUUGAUGAUGUCAAUAGAAGAGCACUCAAAUUGGAUAAAGUACAAGCUAGGAUGA